AUGAAGAAGUUCUUCUUGAAAGGUAACACCGAUUACCAGUUAUUCAGCUGUCAAAUAUAUAAUUGGUACAAGUGCAAUUGUGUUUUUGUCGGUGAUUACGAUAAAUACGCUCAACGAGUAUCGGAUUUUUUUGACGAUUUGAUAAAGUGCAAUGCAGUACCAUUAGCUUUGAUCGAUUGUGGUUGCGAGGAUAAGAAACUGCAAACAGUUAUAUCUAGAUCUAGAGAAAAGGAAGUUUUCAAAGAUGUUAGGAGAAAGAAGAAUAUUCGUCAUGUGCAAUGCUUAUUCGAAGCUGAUAAUGCUAUAGCUACCGUAGCAAGGAUAUUGAAUUGUCCUGUAUCGAGUUAUAAUUCAGAUUUUUAUGUGUUUGGGACAUUGCACAUACCGUUUGAUACAUUGGACAAUUACACGGUGAAAAGUUCAACUGGAAAUGGUUACACGAAACGUUGUAAAAUUUAUAAAGUUGAACACUUAUUAAAUUCUUAUAGAGGUUUAAGUCAAUCUACACUGCCAUUAGCUGCAAUAUUACUAGGCAAUGAUUAUGUAAAACGUGGUACAUUUAGAAACCUCUUUCGUUAUUUAAAGAUACGACGAAUAACAAGAAAAAGGUAUAGUAAUCGACAGUAUUGUAUAGAAGCAACUUUACAAUGGUUGAGCGGAUUUUACAUCUUGGACAAAGCAGUCAUUGGAAUACUAUGUAGAUCACCUAAAACCGAAUAUGCAGCUCGUGCCACAACACAUUCCAUAAACAGAAUUUUUUAAUUUGAUGGAGAUGUUAAUAGUCUAAUGUACAUAGAAGAAACUGAUAAAAAUGGAGACUUUGAAUCAUCCGAAGAAGAAGAAGAAGAGGAAGAGAACGAAGUUGAAAUAUUAGACAUGCUUAAAGGGGUCAGAAUCUGCUACCAAUAAUGCACUAGCUAAUGUACCUAAUUUGUUUGUAGAUGAAUUUCUUAUGGGCAA
Molecule: messenger RNA, 960 nt
Organism: Colletes gigas
Lineage: Eukaryota; Metazoa; Arthropoda; Insecta; Hymenoptera; Colletidae
Product: protein asteroid-like
Exons: 4
Coding region: 1-762 (253 amino acids)
Source: RefSeq, a predicted model, not a curated record